Conger conger (European conger) is the source of this 4049-nucleotide messenger RNA. RefSeq names its product RAB11-binding protein RELCH homolog. Gene Ontology annotation, molecular function: protein binding. The coding region runs from base 45 to 3593 and encodes 1182 amino acids. The transcript has 30 exons. NCBI's taxonomy places the organism in Eukaryota, Metazoa, Chordata, Actinopteri, Anguilliformes, Congridae. Gene Ontology annotation, biological process: intracellular cholesterol transport. The record is from RefSeq and is a predicted model, not a curated record. Gene Ontology annotation, cellular component: trans-Golgi network; recycling endosome.
ACGGGUGGGAAAUUAAUAUUGGAUCUUUAUAUUAGUGAAAAAAAAUGGCGACGGACAGCGUAAACCCAUUUAAUCAAAGCGAUUCCGAGGAGGACUCUGAGCGGAGGCCGGACGGUGCAGAGACCGAAUGCGGACCGAGCGGUCGAAUGCCAGGCCCGGGCUGCGCCCCCUGUUCCCCGCAAGCGGAUUCCGAGCCGGCGGUGCUGGCUCUAUCCAGCAGCAGGACGAGUCCGGGCGUCGAGGGGCUUCCUGUUUUGGCUGUAACCACGGGAGGCAACGCAGAUGCACGGCUGUCAGCGGAUGCGAUAGCCGCUCAGCUGCUGCGGGACCAGUAUGUACUCACGGCCCUUGAGUUCCACACCGAGCUCCUUGAGAGCGGCAGGGAGCUCCCUCGGUUGCGCGAUUACUUCUCGAACCCGGGAAACUUCGAGAGGCAGAGCGGAACUCCUCCCGGCGGAUGCAAGGAGCAAGGGCUUGGUAUAGGAGGGCAGCUUAACCGAGCUGGCAGCAUCAGCACUUUGGAUUCGCUGGAUUUCGCCCGUUACUCUGACGAUGGGAACAGGGAGUCUGACGAACGGCUGGCAGUGCUGGAGUUUGAGCUUCGGAAAGCCAAGGAAACCAUUCACGCUCUGCGCACCAACCUGACCCAGACAGCAGAGAGUGAGGUGCCCUCCCAGGACAGAAAGCACUUCAGAUCACAUCCUGAAGUUCAGGAGCCAAUCCGUCCUCUUGAAAAAAGAGCCCUGAAUUUUCUAGUUAAUGAAUAUUUGUUGAAGAAUAACUACAAGCUGUCGUCCAUCACUUUCUCUGAUGAAAAUGAUGAUCAGGACUUUGAGCUUUGGGACGACGUGGGGCUGAACACGCCGAAGCCCCCGGACCUCCUGCACCUGUUCCGGAACUGCGGCACCAGCUCGCCGUCGCCACGGGACACCAGAGACGUCGCCGUGGGCGUGGAGCCCGACGACCUGCUGGGGAACUCCUUUUCCCAUGAGCCUCUGCAGAAAAUGCAGGCUGAGGUGGCCCAGGAGCUGGAGUACCAGAUCAGCCUCCUGAGCAGUGAGAAGCAGAGCCUCACCGAGCAGAUCAGGAGGCUCCAGAGUGACAUCCAGACCCUGCAGCAGAACAUCUCCAGCCCUCCCACAGCUGGGGGAGGGGCCCCGGGGCAGGGAGGGGCCCCCCCAGCCGGUCCUGCCCCCGUCACGGCCCCGCCGGACAGAGGCCCCGGGGCGACAGACUGCCCGAGGGCCGCCACUCCCCCCGAAACCGCCCCCGCCACAGUCGCCGUGACAACCGACCACCCCCACGCAAACGGAAAGAGCCAGACGGAGCAGAGCAAGGGGCCGCCGCAGUUCGAUAAGCCCAACAGAAACCUCUCUCCGGCGUUUCUCCAGGCGCUUUUGGCAUUCUGUCGAAUGUCCGCAGACAGCCGACUGGGAUCUGAGGUGUCCCGGAUUGCGGACAGCGAGGACAGCGUCAUGUUAAUGCUGGGCCGCUGCCUACCUCACAUCGUCCCCAACGUGCUGCUAGCCAAGCGUGAGAGAAUGGUCACGCACCUGUGUCAGGAGCUGAUCCCCCUCAUCCUGUGCACGGCCUGCCUGCACCCGGAGCCCAGGGAGCGGGACCAGCUGCUGCACAUCCUCUUCAACCUCAUCAAGAGACCGGACGAUGAGCAGAGGCAGAUGAUCCUGACGGGCUGUGUGGCCUUCGCCAGGCACGUGGGGCCCCCCCGCGUGGAGGCCGAGCUCCUCCCCCAGUGCUGGGAGCAGAUCAACCAUAAGUACCCUGAGCGCAGGCUGCUGGUGGCUGAGUCCUGUGGGGCCCUGGCUCCCUAUCUCCCGACGGAGAUCCGCAGCUCGCUGGUGCUGUCCAUGCUGCAGCAGAUGCUGGCGGAGGACAAGGCGGACAUGGUGCGGGAGGCCGUGGUGAGGAGCCUGGGGGUCAGCAUGGGCUACAUCCACGACCCCGACAAGUACAGCCAGGGUUUUGAGCUGAUGCUGCUCUGUCUGGGAGACCCGUCAGGGCGGGUGGUCAACGCCACGCACCAGGUGUUCAUCCCAGCGUUCGCGGCCUGGACCACAGAGCUGGGAUACCUGCAGACACAGCUCCUCCCUUCCCUGCUGGAGCGCAUCGAGGGCCUGCUGCGGGAAGGAGAGACCGUGCUGGACGAACACAAGCUCCACAUAUACCUGUCGGCCCUGCAGUCUCUGACCCCGCCCCUGUUCGCCAGUGUCCUUCAGAACGCCCCCUUCACCAAUCAGACCAGGCUCCAGGGCGAGGCCCCGCCCAUCGAGGUGACGCGGUUCCCCCGCCCGGCCUCCCCCCUCCAGGACAUGACGACGGUGGUGGGCAGCCGGGAGCAGCUGGCGGCCCUCCUGCAGCAGUACGAGCACCAGCUGAACCACGAGGGCACCACCGGCUGGGACAGCCUGCUCUGGGUGGUGAACCAACUGCUGCCGCAGCUCAUCGAGGUCGUGGGCCGCAUGAACGUCACUUCAACAACGUGCGUCCACGAGUUCUCCCGGUUCUUCUGGAGGCUGUGCCGGACGUUCGGGAAAACCUUCACGAACGCAAAGGUGAAGCCCCAGUUCCAGGAAAUACUCCGGCUUUCCGAGGAAAACGUGGACAUGACGGCAAGCAACGACAUCCUGACCAAAGCUACAGUGCCUGUCUAUGCUACGGGGGUCCUGACGUGCUACAAUCAGGAAGAGGACCGCAAGCUUUUAAUGGGCUUCCUGGAGGACGUCAUGACGACCCUGUCUCUGUCGCACGCUCCCUUGGACAGCCUGAAAGCUUCUUUUGUGGAGCUGGGGGCCAAUCCAGCCUAUCACGAGCUGCUCCUCACCGUGCUGUGGUACGGGGUGGUGCACACCUCCGCGCUGGUCAGAUGCACCGCUGCGCGCAUGUUCGAGCUGCUGGUGAAGGGGGUGAACGAGACUCUGGUGGCCCAGCGAGUUGUGCCGGCUCUGAUCACGCUCUCCAGCGAUCCCGAAAUCUCUGUUAGGAUAUCAACAAUACCUGCGUUUGGUACAAUAAUGGAGACAGUAACCCAGAGAGAGUUACAGGAGAGGGUGAAAAUGCAGCUGUCCUCCUUCCUGGAAGACCCCCAGUACCAGGACCAGCAUGCUUUGCACAUGGAGGUCAUCAGGACGUUCGGGCGGGUCGGGCCCAACACGGACCCCAAGUUCAGAGACGAGUUUGUCCUCCCCCAUCUGCACAGGCUGGCCCAGAGCAACAAUGCCCAGACGGCGGAGGGUAAGAGGAUGGACAUCGCCACCCAGCUCUUCGAUGCUUACAGUGCCCUCUCCUGCUGCUUCAUCUCGGAAGAGUGGCUGGUGAUUCACUUCCUGCCAGGCCUGCGAUGUCUAAGAGCAGACAUGGAGCAGUUUUCCUCUGAACAUGAGGUUAUCCUGAGUUCCAUGAUUAAGGAGUGCGAGCGGAGAAUGGAAAACAGGGGUGUCCAGGAACAGCAGGGCUCCAUUUCGAUUGCAGCAAGUCUUGUGAGUGAAGACGCGAAAACGAAGUUCCUCAGUAAAAUGGGUCAGCUGACCACUUCUGGAGCCAUGUUGGCCAAUGUGUUUCAGAGGAAGAAGUGACCCCAUUUUCCCAUCAUCCUCUACUCGGCGCAAGAGCCUUCUACUUGAAGUCAGUUGUCUGCCUUUUUUUUUUUUUUUAAUGUUCGUUUGUGUCUGAUUUAUUUAUGAUUUAUUUAACUUUAUUCUGGCUGACAGGAAUUUGCACUUUGUUUAAUCAUUUCAAAGAGAAUUUGUCUUUUUUUAAUUAUUUUGCCUUUUUUUGUAAAUAUGCACUUCGUACAUAAGAAAUUUGUACAAUUAUUCCCCUGGCCCUGUCUUUGUUUUGCACAGUGCUUCAUGAUUUGUAUGUUUUUCUGUUUUUAUUAAAGCGGUGGGUAAUAUGUGGAAGGAGUUUGAGGUAAAUCAUAAAUCUAAUUGACUGUAUAAUACAUUGGUUUAUUAGGCGGUAUGAUAUAAUGUACAUUUCAAUUCCAUGUCAUGAAGUAAUAAAAGUGAAGAACUUGUGUAUUUAAAGAA